This is a messenger RNA of Mycotypha africana, 1452 nucleotides long. RefSeq names its product WD40-repeat-containing domain protein. Gene Ontology annotation, cellular component: HIR complex; nucleus. The record is from RefSeq and is a predicted model, not a curated record. Bases 1 to 1452 code for a protein of 483 amino acids. Lineage: Eukaryota; Fungi; Mucoromycota; Mucoromycetes; Mucorales; Mycotyphaceae. The transcript has 10 exons. Gene Ontology annotation, molecular function: nucleosome binding; protein binding. Gene Ontology annotation, biological process: DNA-templated transcription; chromatin organization.
AUGAUCAUCAUUAAACCAGACUGGGUUUGUCAUGGAGGUAAUCGCGCUGAUUCGAGAAAUAAGAAGCCAUGUAUAUACUCUAUUCACGUUCAUCCUGAUGGUCAGAGAAUAGCUACAGGAAGUAUAGACGGCACUGUCAAAAUAUGGAAUACAAGGCCUAUAUAUGACGAAGCGGCUGAACUCGAUCCUAACUGCCAUAAACUACUAUCUACUAUGACCAAUCACAAUGGCGCGGUACUAUGUGUUCGAUGGUCAAACAAGGAUGGAAGAUAUCUUGCUUCGAGUUCGGAUAAUGACAACGUUAUUAUGAUAUGGGAACGCGACACAGGACACGAAUCGGAUGUGCAAGAUUUAUCUUGGUCAAGUGACAACCGUUAUCUUGCUUCUUGUGGUGUCGAUGGAUUGAUAAUGAUCUGGGAUGGAAAUACUUUUGAACUUGUUAAAAAGGUGGAUCAACAUACAGGUUUUGUAAAAGGAAUAACUUGGGACCCUGCGGGGAAAUUCCUGGCCUCUCAAUCAGAUGACAAAAGAGUGAAGAUAUGGAGGACGUCCGACUGGCAACUUGAGACCGAAAUAGUAGGUCCCUUUAUAAACGCACCGGGCACAACAUUAUUUAGACUAAAUGGCAUUCAAUGUAUCGCUGCUAUAAUCAAUCGAGAUGAUUGGAACGCAGAUAUAUCACUCGUGGGACAUACAAUGCCAGUUGAAGUAACUGCUUUUAACCCUAAAAUGUUUUACAUGAGAGAUGAUGAAGACGAGAACAUCGCUGAAGAAGCUUCACCGGCUUCCAUUUGUGCAUUGGGUAGUCAAGAUAGAAGUGUAUCUAUUUGGGUUACUAAAUUCAGCCGACCUCUAUGUGUAGCAGCGGAUCUCUUUGAUAACAAUAUUUAUGACGCGAAUUGGACUCCAGACGGAAGAACCUUAUUUGCCUGCUCUCAAGACGGUACUGUUGCAUGUAUCAUGCUCGACACAGAGUUAGAGGACGUGGUGCCGGAUGAUGAAAUUAAUUCUGAGUUGGAGAAGUAUGGCUUCGGCAGAGUAGGUAAUCACUUUCCUGAGACGCCAAUGCAGCUUGAACUUGAAGAAGAAGGAAAAGAUAAACCGAACAAAACUCCAUCAAAAAGAAUAGAAAAAUUGAUGACAGGAGGAGAAGCAUCGUUUCCGGGCUUCCAAGAAGACACGGACAUGACGGAUGCAGUUAUACCGCAAGGAAAUAAAACAGAAGCCUCAAACAUUGAUAUACCAGCCUCGAUUAUUACAGCGCAGCAAAAAGUGACGUAUAAGAACGGUAAAAAACGUAUUCAGCCGGUUAUGGUUUCUUCCGCAUCAACAAGGCCAGCAGUAGCAACAAACAACUUAUCAAAUGGAACUGUGAAUUCACAACCGAAAAUUCAUGUAAGUGGGCAAUUGAUCGUAUGCUUAAUUUGUUCCAUUUAUCCUGAAAUUCGUUAA